CUCUCUCUCUCUCUCUCUCUCUACAUUACAUCCACACUAUACACUACACACUUUAUAAUGAUCACCCCACUCAAUCAUCUCUUCAAAAUUCCACAUUACAAAGAUAACCCCAAUUUCACCGCAUAAUCAUGGAGCAGCCUCAAUUUCAGCCCAUUUUCAAGCCGCCGGAAACUCCGACGGAGACGAUGGAGUUCCUUUCCCGAUCGUGGAGUCUCUCGGCUCAUGCAAUCUCUAGAGCUCUAGCUCCGCCGCCGGCGUCAGAGCACCAGGCUACCAACAACCCACAAAAAUGCGCCGUUAAAGUUGCCGCCCAGACCAUACAUGAGGACGCCGACGCCGAGCUGGACGAGCCGCCGGCUCCGGCCUCCUUACUAAGAAACCCCUUCUCGUUUUCUUAUUCGGACACGUCUCAGCUCAUCAUGGAGCGUAUAAUGUCUCAAUCUCAGGAGGUAUCACCACGCACUUCAGGAAGGCUAUCACAUAGCAGCGGCCCUCUUAAUGGCUCGCUCACCGAUAGUCCCCCAGUUUCUCCAUCUGAGCUGGAUGACCCAAAGAUGCAGUACUUGCGCACGAACAUCAACCACUACAAGACCUCUUCAGGCACAGCCAACGGCGGUGGGAAAACCGUCGGGCGAUGGCUCAAGGAAAGGAGAGAGAAGAAGAAAGAAGAGGCGCGGGCCCACAAUGCGCAACUCCACGCGACUGUAUCAGUAGCUGGAGUGGCGUCGGCAGUUGCCGCCAUUGCGGCCGCCACUGCCGCCGCGUCCGGCGAGGCGGCGGACAUGGCGGUGGCGUCGGCCGCCACUCUGGUGGCGGCACAGUGUGUGGAGGCGGCUGAGGUAAUGGGGGCCGAGCGGGAACACUUAGCUUCUGUUGUUAGCUCGGCCGUUAAUGUUCGGUCGCCCGGAGAUAUUAUGACCUUGACGGCAGCUGCUGCUACCGCUUUACGUGGGGCCGCCACAUUAAAGGCAAGAGCAUUGAAGGAUGUGUGGAAUCUGGCGGCCGUGAUCCCGGUUGAGAAAGGAAUGGGAGUUGCUAGUAAUGGAAGUUCGAAUGGGAGCUUCAGCGGCGAAGAACUUGUUUCGGAGGAGAAUUUCCUUGGGAUUUGUAGUCGAGAGUUGCUUGCCAGAGGCUGUGAACUGUUGAAGAAAACGCGCCAGGGUGAUCUGCAUUGGAAGAUAGUGUCUGUCUAUAUUAACAGAGUGGGUCAGGUAAUGCUGAAAAUGAAAAGUCGUCAUGUAGCCGGGACAGUCACUAAAAAGAAAAAGAAUAUUGUUUUAGAGGUGCUGAAGGAUAUUCCGGCAUGGCCUGGCCGUCACUUGCUUGAAGGCGGUGAGCAUCGAAGGUACUUUGCCUUAAAGACCAUUGCACGUGGGGUCGUCGAAUUUGAAUGCAGGAAUCAAAGGGAGUACGAUAUUUGGACACAAGGGGUUUCAAGAUUACUCACUAUUGCUGCUGAAAGGAAUAACAGACACAGAAUUUGAUGCUACUUUUGGAAAAUUUCAGGAAAGUUUUUGAUGGGAUUAUUAAGGAUAGGGUGAAAUGUAUUCUCAUCUCCAUUUGGGCUUUUGCUUGGACCAACUAUUAUUGAUUUUGAAAGUUUGGGUUUGGGGAUUGGUGNAAG
Striga asiatica is the source of this 1624-nucleotide messenger RNA. Lineage: Eukaryota; Viridiplantae; Streptophyta; Magnoliopsida; Lamiales; Orobanchaceae. The record is from the annotation of a GenBank genome assembly.